This is a messenger RNA of Polychytrium aggregatum, 1351 nucleotides long. RefSeq lists its product as uncharacterized. The record is from RefSeq and is a predicted model, not a curated record. The transcript has 2 exons. Bases 140 to 1219 code for a protein of 359 amino acids. NCBI's taxonomy places the organism in Eukaryota, Fungi, Chytridiomycota, Chytridiomycetes, Polychytriales.
CAGAUUUCAGAUUUCAGAUUUCAGAUUUCAGAUUUCAGAUUUCAGAUUUCAGAUUUCAGAUUUCAGAUCCCAGAGAAUCGACCCGCUGCUGUCUAUCAAUUCGGGCACUGCUGCCUCCGAUCCGUCCUCCACCUGCGCCAUGAGUUCCCUCGCCAGACACAUGUUGCGCCCCAGGAUUAACUCUGGUCUCUGGGUUCGACCAAUCUCACGGAGCGCCUUGCCCAGCCAGCCGUUCCUCGUCAGAGGAGCCGCUCAAUAUCCUCAUCUGCAAGCUGUCGCACGGGAUGCUCUCCGAUUCCCCAUAUCUUCCCGGCCUCUGGCCGCCUUAGCGCUGAUACGAACAUCCGUUCCACAAGUCUCCUCGCCUCAUAUCGGCAUCGCCUCGGUUCAGGUUCAGUGCGGUCUCCAGCAUCGACGGCUCCACUCCUCUCCUUGGAUGGCUCGCCAAUGGGGAUCUGGCCCGGACCGGCACCCGACUCAAGUCUAUCUAAAACCCCGCUAUACCCUGUUCCAGCGGUUUAUCCAGGGGCUUGGCUGGAUGACCCUCAUCCUUUUUGUCGGCCCCAUGGCGGUGCUCGUAGUCGGCCCGACGGUACUCAGCGUCGCACUUCCGCUCGGGGGCUUGGGUCUGCUCAUCGCCUUUGUUGGAGUCGGCUUCUCUGGUCUGCUUCUGGUUGCGCUUCCGGUCCUCGUGCUGGGAGUUGUGGGUGCCAUGGCAGCAGUCGCCUUGCCUGUCGGAUCGGUCUAUCGCCAGAUCAAGGAUAUCGAGCCCGAAGACGUCACCCGUUCCGGCACCAGCGAAUGGCAGAUCAUGACUCACGAGCAAUACCGUGAGCUGCAUCCGAGCGAGCAGAGCCACAAGGUCGUCAACGUUAGCUCGGCCCAUUACUCUCUCUCAAGCGACGGAAGCCGCGGCGUCAUCUCGAUCACCGACGACGACGAGAACAACGACAGCAGCGACUGGACCAUGUCGCCCAAGGUGCGGUCGUGGGUGCAGCAGCUCCUGCAGGAAUACCGCCGCGUCUGCAUGAUCGUCGACGAUGAGCUUGUGCAGAGAGAGCUCGAUGGCGAAGAAUGGCCCGACAGCGUCAUCCUGUACCGAAAAUCGCACUGGCUCGCGAUCACAUAUCCGAUCGCCAUUCCGGUCGACCGCCAAUGGACUCGAGUCCACAGAGACGCCCGCGAGAUCAAAAGUGUUGAUCUGCAGCUAUGGUCGUAACGGCCUCAUGGAUACUAGUUUGAGUCGAUCAGUGAAUAAAUGAUUGGCUCCGAUUGAUAGGAGGGUGUGGCAUUCUGCCCGGGCUCCUGCUGCUUGACGGCCUUUCCCUGGCGUUCCGCCCUGACAUCGCGU